Messenger RNA from Hypoxylon fragiforme, 4281 nucleotides. RefSeq names its product DUF917-domain-containing protein. Lineage: Eukaryota; Fungi; Ascomycota; Sordariomycetes; Xylariales; Hypoxylaceae. Gene Ontology annotation, molecular function: 5-oxoprolinase (ATP-hydrolyzing) activity. The transcript is spliced from 2 exons. Gene Ontology annotation, cellular component: cytosol. The record is from RefSeq and is a predicted model, not a curated record. The coding region runs from base 629 to 3661 and encodes 1010 amino acids. Gene Ontology annotation, biological process: glutathione metabolic process.
GGAGCCCCUUGACCUGGUUCUCAAUGGUUCUUAUCAUACUCCAUUCCAAGGAUAAUCAUUUUUUAUCUUAUCAAUCAAAAAAGGGGCCAAAUCAAUUCUCCAUAUAAAUACUCCACUUUGCCGCUUCGCUGUUACGCAGUAUUUUAAUCGUCGAUGCGCGUCAAUACGACCCGAUGCUACAGUACAUAAAUACUUUAGUAUUACCUAAGCGCUUUUCAAGAAUACCUAUGAAAAUUAAAUUUCAAAAAAAAUAUUUAAAAAUACUUCAACUCAAACAUACAUAUGUACAUUUUAUGUAAGUGAGCAGGCACUCAGAGAGUAAUCAUUCAUAUCAAUCUCCAGUACCUAGUUAUAUCAACUACCAAAAUGUCAGCACAGCAAUUUGCUGCGGGAGACCCUGGUACCAGAUACGGUAGGUAGGCCCUUUAGGUCGAAGGAUGGAUGGACAAGCGCCUCCAAACCUGUCGCAUAUGCCGAAGCCGGCCAUAGUAGGCACAUUGACAUAUAAAGAGAGCUUGGCUUACCAGUCUCGCCUCGCGGUGGCUACGUAAGUAAUCAGCACCUGUAUAGAUACCUAGGUAGGAAGGUAAGAAUAGUACCUAGCGUACGCAGACCUCACGUUGCCAAAAUGACACCUCCCCCCAAAACCCUACGCAUCGGCGUCGACGUAGGCGGCACCAACACCGAUGGCGUAAUCCUGGACCCCUCGCGGGCGCUGGAGCCGAACAAGGGGAUAGUAGCCUGGCACAAGACGCCGACAACCAAAAACCCAAGCCUCGGGAUCAACGACGCCAUCACCACCAUGUUCGGCGCCGCCGACAUCAACCCGGCGCAGGUCGCCAGCGUAACAAUCGGGACCACGCACUUCGUCAACGCCGUCGUGGAGCGGGACGCCGCGCGCCUCUCCAAAGUCGCCGUCCUUCGUCUCUGCGGGCCCUUCUCCAAGCACGCGCCUCCCUGCGUCGACUGGCCCGACGACAUGCGCGAGCUGAUCCUGGGGUACUACGCCCUUUUAAAGGGAGGGCUCGAGGUCGACGGGUACGCGAUCUCGGACAUCGACCCGGCCGAGAUCCGGGCGCAGUGCGCGAUCAUCCGGGAGAAGGGGAUCAUGAACAUCGUGGUCAACGGGGUCUUCAGCCCGAUUGACACGGUCGCGCAGCAGGAGACUUCCGCCGCGGCCAUCAUCCGCGCCGAGAUCCCGGGUUGCGACGUCGUGUGCUCGCGGGACGUCGCGAAUCUCGGCUUCCUCGAGCGCGAGAACGCCGCGAUUCUCAACGCGUCCAUCCUCUCCUUCGCGCGCAAAACCAUCCGCUCCUUCCAGGAGCCUGUGCGCCGCCUCGGCCUCGACUGCCCCGUCUUCAUCACCCAGAACGACGGCACCAUUCUGUCCGGCGACAUGGCUGCCAAGCUGCCCAUCCGUACCUUUUCUAGCGGACCCACCAACUCCAUGCGCGGCGCCGCUUUUCUCGUGGCCAACGAGCUGGAUGAGGCCGUCAUGGUCGUUGAUAUUGGUGGCACGACCACUGACGUCGGUCUGCUACUCGCCAACGGGUUUCCGAGACAGCAGGCCGCGUACAGCGACCUCGCCGGGGUCCGCAUGAACUUCUCGUGCCCUGACGUCAAGAGCAUCGGGCUCGGCGGCGGCUCCAUAGUUCGCGGGAGCGGAGAGAACCUAACCGUAGGCCCUGACAGCGUAGGCUACAAGCUCACGGAGGAGGCUUUGGUGUUUGGCGGCAAGACGCUGACCACCACCGACUGCACGGUGCUGGCCAACAGUACGAUCGAUAUCGGGGACAGGUCAUUGGCAAAGGGGGCGUUGGACGAAGAGGGCAUUCUCAAGUUCAAGGCCGCCGUUAAGCACAAGAUUGAGAAGAUCAUCGACACGAUGAAGACAUCGCCUGAGGACCUCCCAGUCCUUCUCGUAGGAGGCGGCGCCGUAAUCGCGCCCGACGAACUGAAGGGGGCGAGCAAGGUUCUCAAGCCCAAGUGGUCGGAGGUCGCGAAUGCCAUCGGCGCAGCGAUCGCACGAGUCAGCGCUGUGGUGGACACCGUCAAGUCGACCGAUUCGAGGUCCACCCAGAGCAUCAUAGACGAGGUCUGCAAGGAAGUGAUUGAACGAGCUGUGGCGAACGGCGCGUCGAGAGAGACGGUCAAAGUGGUCGAGAUGGAUUACCUGCCCUUGCCUUAUAUAGCCAACAAGUCACGCUUCACAGUGCGGGCAGCGGGCGACCUGGAUUACUCACGAACCGAGUUUUCGAAGCUACAUUUCGACGAUUCCUCAGCAGAGGCAGUCGACGAAAUGGACGAAUACUCAAAGGUUACUGAUACGCCGGAGACAAAGACGAAAUCAGCACAGCCUAAGGAAGACAUCGACAUCGACAACUAUAAGCCCGUAGUCCAGAACCGCGUGUGGCUGGUCAACGAGACCGACCUCCAGUGGAUCACAAUCGGGUGCUACAUCCUGGGAACGGGUGGUGGCGGUAGCCCCUACGCGUCCAUGAUCCGGCUGCGACAGAUGCUGCGGCGGGGCGACGUUGUGCGCGUGGUGAGCCCGGAUGACUUGCCCGACGGCGUGGCGGUGGCGACGUGCGGGCACGCGGGCUCGCCGACGGUGGGGAUAGAGAAGCUUGCGGGCGACGAGAUGACGCAGGCGCAAGAGGAGCUAUACAAGGUAUUCGGCAGCAAGCCGACGCACAUGAUCUCGAUCGAGAUCGGCGGCGGCAACGGGCUGCAGAGCAUGAUCGUCGGCGCGAGCACGAACAUGGACUUGCCGGUUGUCGACGGCGACUGGAUGGGCAGAGCGUACCCCACCAAGUGGCAGACCACGCCGGUUGUGUUUAACGAGAGACCUCUGAUUUGGUCGCCUGUCGCUAUGGCCGACGGCAAUGGGAAUGUUGUCAUUAUGCCGACCGCUACCUCAGACUUGCAGGUGGAGCGCAUUCUUCGAGCAGCCCUGAGCCAAAUGGGCUCGUCCGUCGGAAUGGCCGACCCGCCCGUGACCGGCUCGGAGUGUAGGCGGUGGGCCGUGGAACACACCAUCUCCCAAUCAUGGCGGAUCGGUCGCGCAGUUGUCAAGGCACGCCAAUCGAACCGCGUAGACAACGUCGCGGAGACCAUCCUCGCGGAAUGCGGAGGGCCGGCAGCGGGUAGAGUGUUGUGGAAGGGCAAGAUAGUCGGCGUAGAACGCACGUUGCGCUUAGGUCACAUCUACGGGGAGUGCCUCAUUGAAGGCGCAGAUGUAGUCGACGAUGAGACCGCUACGCAUAUACAGUCUACGUCGAAGGAAGACGGGCCGAAACAGCCCCAAUUCCAGGGGAUUAUCAAGAUCCCAUUCAAGAACGAGAAUAUCGCUGCCAUCAAGAUCUCACGCUCGGUCGUGGAUGGUGAGGUGGUGGAGACGGAGGGCGAGGUCCUGGGGCUGGUGCCCGACCUGAUCACAGUAAUCGAUGCGCAAAAUGGCGAGGCCAUCGGCACCCCUGAGUAUCGGUACGGGCUUUUGGUUAUCGUCCUUGGGAUCGCGGCGAGCGAGCGGUGGACCUCGGAGAGAGGCAUCAAGAUUGGUGGACCUGAGGCCUUUGGCAUGGAUCAUCUGACGUAUAAACCAUUGGGCAAGUUCGUCAAACCAAGGAGCGUGAUUGAUGAAUUCGAUGUUAGUUUAUAGGUAGAUAUCUCGACCGGAAGGGGAACUCGAGGCUUGAAAGUCCUAGACACGUAAAGGGGUAUAGUUAUUAGGUAACCUAUAUUAUCUGACUUUAAAGAUAUGUGAAAAGCACAUUCAUCUGCUGUCAUGAUUUGGUUCAAUAGCCACGAAAAUCAUUGGAAUAUCCAGAUCCACCUCCUACUAGGCGAACCCCUAUCUCAGUCUUCCAGCCAUACCCCUGUUUUUAUAGGGCUACUAGGUACCUAAGCAUCAGCGCUAGAAAUUGUUCAAGUUUAGGUGAAUACGACGUAACUAACUAAUCCUUGAUACAAUUUUCAAAGCUUUCCCAACCAUGUUCGACUUUACCAUCUUCCGAUUAUACAAAUCGCAUAAUUGAGAAUUGAAAGCUGUCUUUAGCUUGUGAUUCGGUCCCGAGGAUCCAUUUCUAUGUCUGCCUGUCUGUCUGUUGGUUGUUCGAGAUAUACCUUCUUAGUUGUAUUAUUGAAAGCUGCAGGAAAAAAAAGAUCAAAGAGGCAUCUUCCAGCGAGGAGGUUUCGCUGGCCGUGCAGCAGAACUCAAUUCCUAUAGGAGGUAAGUUAUAAGUUAUAGGUGCUAACCCGGGGUAAGGUGCCUGGGGAAAC